This is a messenger RNA of Rotaria sp. Silwood1, 330 nucleotides long. Lineage: Eukaryota; Metazoa; Rotifera; Eurotatoria; Philodinida; Philodinidae. The record is from the annotation of a GenBank genome assembly.
AUGGAAUAUUCAUCGGUCAAAUUAAACGAUUUACCUGAUGCGAUUCUUCUGAUUAUUAUGAAAAAAUUACAUAAUGUUGAAGUAUUCAACUCUUUCAUAGGUGUUAAUAAACGAUUCAAUAGAAUUGCACAUGACCGAACUUUUUCAAGCUAUUUAUCAUUGAUGAAACGUUCAUCGCAUAAUUCCAUGUACGAUCCCUUGUCUGAUUCAAUGUUUAAUCAGUUUUGUUCACAAAUUUUACCAGAAAUUCAUCAUCAAAUCAAUUGGCUUGAUCUUGAAUCAACAGCCAUGGAUCGUAUUCUUCUUGCUACGAAUUAUCUGAAUUUAUAA